ACUUUCUUUGUCGUGCUCAUCCAAAGAAUUUACAUGAUUUUGCUCGUAGUGCUGCUGUGCGACCCUUUUCGUCAACAUAUAUAUUAUUCAUUGCAAAAGAGUAAGGUUUGAUACACAUUUGGUUCGAAUGAGAAGCUUCGUAUGAAGCUUCCAUUAAAUUCUUUGUGAUAUUUAUUUCCACAAUGUGUGUCCGGAUGCAUCUGUGGCAUGUUCUUACUCUUCCGUUUUAAUAGAAAAUAUGAAUACGACAAAGCAGCUUUCUGUCAGCAAGAAAAUCAACAUUCAGGUCUUGGAAGUUACUUGUGUGUGAACCUUGUGUCAGUGGUGUAAGAAGGAAAGGCAAUGACUUGUUUUGAAAAUAUUUGAAGUGCCUACCAGUGAAGAAAUAGAACUGCGAAACUUUAAUUCAGUUAACAGUGAGGAAAAUUUAGUAAGUUUCCUGGAAAAUGCCGUGAUUCACAACUACAUUUAUUACACGUUUUCAACGUCGUCUAACGCUCCAAGAUGCCGCAAUUUGCCGGCACGUAGUUCCCGAACCGUUCCAAAGAUUAUGGUGUACAGAUAUUUCAGUGCGACAUGUCGAAGCUCAGCAGUCAGUCUCUGCGUAUUUGAUUAUAAUUUGAGUGCUUAAUAUACUUAAGAGCGAGUGAUAAAUAUUGCAACAGAAACAUUUUCAAUAAUUUGCAAAUACAACAGUGAAUUGCAAAAUGGACGAUAUAUUUGAAAAGGCCGCUCGGAUCCUGAUGUCGGUAUGAGGUUAUGCGCCACUAUAUCUAGCAGGCACUGACUUCACCACGAUUGCACGGAACCACUCAGAGCAUACUUCUUGGUGAGGAGGAGUGGUUGUGUCGACCUGAAUAGUGGUGUUGUGUCUGUGUGAGAGCGUGACAGUUAUUUUGACGAAGUACAAACAGCCAAGGACAGUUCAAAAAGUUCCGCAGGAGUGUUAUUUAUCUAUAAAAAAGACUAUUAUGGACUUUGAUGACUAUGAAACACUUCCAACAAAUGAUGUUGCUACCCAUAUGACGGCGGGAGCCGUCGCUGGUGUAAUGGAACAUUGUGUCAUGUACCCGCUCGAUUCGGUAAAGACGCGGAUGCAAAACCUGUCACCAACUCCAAAUGCUACGUAUAGAGGAAUGAGUGAAACACUAUUUCGCAUGGUGAAACAUGAAGGAGUUCUGAGACCUGUUCGUGGAAUGAGUGCAGUUGUUAUGGGGGCAGGACCAGCCCAUGCGCUAUAUUUUUCAUCGUAUGAGUAUGUAAAGAAGUCUCUCACACAGGCAUUACCCUUCAAUAGUCACGUGGCUGUUGGUACUGCUGGAGUGGCUGCGACGCUCCUGCACGAUGGUGUGAUGAACCCAGCUGAAGUUGUUAAACAAAGACUGCAAAUGUACAACUCACCAUAUAAAUCAUGCCUAGAUUGUAUGGUAAAAGUAUAUCGUGCAGAAGGGCUCAGAGCAUUCUACCGUUCAUACACCACGCAACUGACAAUGAAUAUCCCAUUUCAGAGUAUUCAUUUCAUUAUAUAUGAAUUUGCCCAAAGUUUAACUAACCCAGAAAGACACUACAAUCCAAAAGCUCAUAUGCUGUCAGGAGCCUGUGCCGGUGGUGUUGCAGCAGCUGUAACGACACCACUUGAUGUGUGCAAGACAUUACUCAACACACAACCUGUAGCAGUGAGAGAAUCAGGGUUAUUUCAUGCCAUAAGGACAGUCUACAAGUUGGGUGGUCUGAAAGGAUAUUUCAGAGGAAUCCAGGCAAGGGUUCUCUAUCAGAUGCCAUCAACUGCUAUCUGCUGGUCAAUGUACGAGUUCUUCAAAUAUCUUCUCUCAAAUCCUUCCACUGACCAGCUUAUGACAGUGAUGUCACAGCCAUCAGACAGUCCAGAGAUGGCAUUAGUUGAAAAGCAAGUUCCAAGUGGAUCCAUUGCAGGAGUUGAAAGGUGGGCAUGUGGUGCAACAUCGUCUGUCUCCGGUGCUGGAGUGUAUGGAGCGUAUUCAUUCAAUACGGUCCAUGGCUCCGAUACAUCUCUUCCCAAGGGAAGCUCAUAUCUUGAAAUUGUUCAUAGUUGAACAAUUUCUGUUGUGUUAAUACCUAGAAGUAUCAGUGUGUCAGUGAUUGCAGCUGACAGUGGCCAUGAAGUUGCAGUAUGUACAAAACACUUUCUCUAAGGAUAAGAGCAGGCUUCUGUUUUGGAAUUACAUACAAAAAUUUCAAUUCCUGUGCUACACAAGUUAAUGUGUUUAAAAAGUGUUUCUCAUGGUAAUUACUUCUAAAGUCUGAGGUAAUAGAGAGAACUAUUUUGUAAGAAUGGGAAAGAUGGGUUGAGUGUACUGAGAUGUUUAUAUAGUUACUGAUCUGCUGUGCGGAUCUCAUGUGAAUAAUACUUGUACAUUUUCGUGUAAUUUCUGCAUGUUAAUUGUUAUCUCGAUAUAUGAAUAUCAGUGACAAUGUUCUUGCCAAGCCAGGUUUGAAUUAGAUCUGAGAAGCGAAAGAAAAUGGUUGAGCUGACAUGACCAAAAAAGAAAAAAAAAUUAAGCUUAAUUUAUUUCAGAAAGCUUUGAGUACAUGCACAAUGUUAUGGGUGAAAACGGUGUUCUUUGUUGUUUUGAUAUUAGAAUUUUCCUUGAUUGUCAUAAAGUAGGAAGUACAUCUCCCGGGAAUGUGAAAGAGAUGUUUAAAUUAUAUCCUCUUUUUUCCAUAGUAAUAGGAAUUGUACUCGACAAAUGACUUGCCAUCUUGUUUUAAAUGUGAUUGACUGUUCCUUAAUUGUGUUAUCAUUUGGCAUUUAAUUUUUGGGAGACCAGUACACAAUUCAUCAUGUUUUCUCAAAAUACUUCUGAUAGUGGCAGUGGGAUUUUUAAAAAGACUGAGCCCUUCUGCAGGUUAAGCUCUGUAUAUUUCAUCAAACACCCAGCAGAAAAUUACAUAUGUCAUUAUUUGUGUACCUUAAUGUUCUUAGAAGGUAUAUAAUGAGCACAGUUUGCCGCAUAAAGAUAUAAGGCAAAACUUUUAUUGGUGGAAAGUGUGUUGUCAUAAAUAAGUCAUACUUAUUUAGAUUCGAAAAGUUAAAUUAAUAUUGUCAAGACACAGUGAAGCAAUUAAACUUCCUUUUAGAAGUCGAAAACCAUUGCUUGUAAGUAGGCCCUUAACAGGUUCCUCAUUAGACUUUGUUUGUCCCAGAAGAAUACGGCUUUGAAAUAUGCGUCAUAUUAUGAACUUUUUCUUCAUUGGAAUAUUUGCGCACCAUUUAGUUUUUUGUUUUGCCUGGUGUUCUGUCACUCAUAUUGAUUUAAUAAGUGUGCACUUUCAUUUAUCUUUGAAAUUCUUGCAGCAUGUGCUCCUCGUUUGCUGACAUGAGAGCAACACAGAACCUAAAUUUCUCCUUAUGUUCUUUGAGCUCAAAGAUGCUGUUUCCCCAGUUUUUGUGCAUGUAUGAAGAUUUUUCUGUUCUCUUGAACCUAGCCACAUAGAACUUGUCCUGUCAGCCCAUUUUCUUUGUAUUUAUAGAGGUUCGUCAAAACUUGCACCAUUUGUUAAAAUUAUCCAUUCACCAGAUCAGUUUAUAUCCAGAGAUUCCUUCGCAGUUUGAACUUAGCUUACUUUGAUUGAAUCAAAUGAAAUUUUAAUCUGUGCAAAAUUCGCUCUUCAGCAAGAAUGAAAUUUUCUGACAUUAUUUAAUGGUCACUGUGUGAUAGCAAUGGAGAAGACUGUGCUGUCUAUGCUUGUUGAAAAUGAGUCAUAUUGUUGGUAUAAUGAGUCAUAAAGUUAGUAAAAUAUAUUUAUAGAGUGCAUAGUAUUUUAUGGUAAUGAUAUAACUUCCUUAUACAAUGAAUGCGUUUUUUCCUCUUUUUACUGUUUUUGUUAGUUGUGGUGGUUGGAUAAUACUGAAAUGCUCAUCUCUCUCAAGAAAUAUUGCAUUUCCAAUGUAACUGAUAUUCAUAACACAUUAAUUCACUAAAAGAUAAAGAUGUAUCAGGUUGUUAGAAUUCAUCUUACGUUCUGCUAGUGACUUUGUUAAACUGAUUUGCCAGGUAAAUAUAUGCAGAGCAUUUGUACAACAUAAUGUUCUUAUUAUUUGCAGAAUACCAGUUUGAUGAAUCUUUCAAAGUGCAUAUACAAUUUAUUUACAUUAUUCAGAUAUUCAUAUGACUAUGCUAGUUUCAAAAUUGUUUCCUCCAUUGUGGGAAUUUAUUUUCUUGAUUUGGUCUAUAUUUUCAUAUUGCUUUUGACAUUCGAGUUCAUGUUGCAUGAAUGAAAAAAGAUAACUGAUUUUUCCCACACCUUUUCCUUCCACUCCCUCAAGAACUACUAGUAACUGAUGAAGAACGCAAGUGUGACUGUGAUAAUGUCCUUAUCAUUGAAUGAUGAUAUUGACUUUUAAAGGAAGUAAUAUCAUUAAGGCAAGCACUGUCACGUAGUGUACAUAAGAAACACCAUCAAGCAAGUUUAUAAGUGUUUUAACUCCUUGAUAUAUUGUUUACUUUUUUAUUGAUUUUCAGAAGGUACUGAAUGUUUCUGUAAAAUAGGAGGUAGCAUUCCUGUAUUGACAAAUUGAUACAACAAAUUCUCAUUUAUUCUGUUGCUUUCAUUGGAGCACUGUUUGUGUGACAGGCACUGCCUAUCAGUGUGUUUUUGAGAUACUUAAUAUUAAAACAAAAAUCUUAUAGACUUGAUUGGUAUAGGCAGGCAAAAGUAUGGAGUACCUGCUGAUGAAUUUGUGUAGUAUUAAGAAUAAAGAAAUGAAAUUAAUUCUGUACUGUGAUUGCUGUUAAACUGUGUAAAUCUAUUGUAUAUAAACAACUGAUUUUAAUUUAAAUGAAAAACUUAAUUUCUAAA
Messenger RNA from Schistocerca gregaria, 4839 nucleotides. RefSeq names its product mitoferrin-1 (gene mfrn). The coding region runs from base 972 to 2072 and encodes 366 amino acids. The record is from RefSeq and is a predicted model, not a curated record. The transcript has 4 exons. Gene Ontology annotation, molecular function: ferrous iron transmembrane transporter activity. NCBI's taxonomy places the organism in Eukaryota, Metazoa, Arthropoda, Insecta, Orthoptera, Acrididae. Gene Ontology annotation, cellular component: mitochondrial membrane. Gene Ontology annotation, biological process: iron import into the mitochondrion.